This is a messenger RNA of Stomoxys calcitrans (stable fly), 2605 nucleotides long. RefSeq names its product wee1-like protein kinase (gene Wee1). Lineage: Eukaryota; Metazoa; Arthropoda; Insecta; Diptera; Muscidae. Gene Ontology annotation, biological process: mitotic cell cycle; protein phosphorylation. The transcript is spliced from 5 exons. Gene Ontology annotation, molecular function: non-membrane spanning protein tyrosine kinase activity; magnesium ion binding; ATP binding. Gene Ontology annotation, cellular component: nucleus. The record is from RefSeq and is a predicted model, not a curated record. Bases 315 to 2117 code for a protein of 600 amino acids.
AGAAAAGCUAAUUGGUACAGAAAUCAAUCGACACUUAAACUACUGACUAAAGGAUUUGUGUGAUUAUCAUAAACUACAAUUAAUGAUUGGAUUGUAAAAUUAUUGUUGGUAUUUUGUGUACUGUUUUAAUUUGACGAUCAAAAUGGCAAUUAAAAACAGAGUUGUAUUUUAAUAUAUUAAUCUUGUUGUUGGGCAUGUGACACACAUUACUCCUUUCAACUAAUAUCCUGCUGGAUUAUAAAUUCUCAUAUUUUUUGCAAAACAAUUGACCCAGCUGAAAAAAGUGGACGCGCAUAAAUUCGAUAAGCCUUAACAUGGCAUUUCGCUCGCGAUCCGAAAAUGUUUCCACGGAUCAAGCCGAGGUGGAAAUGGGAUCUCCUUCGUCAUCAUCGCCAAUUUGCACAACAAUUUUGCCCAGAAAAUUAAGGUUCGCUUCUCCCAGUCGCGAGGAAGACGAUGAAGUUAAUGGAAGUCCAGUAUUUUCUAAACAAAAUAGAGGAGUCAGUGAAAACAUGGGACUCUGUGACAAAACUCCAACAACAAUGUCCAUUUCGCCUCCAUACCGAAAGGUGCGUGCUUUGCGUCUUUUUGAUACACCAGCAACCCCAAAAACAAUUUUGGAGAAAUCAUCGGUUAAGUGCUUGAACCAUUUAUCUGCUGUGGCUGCAUCAGAUAUUGCAAGAAGGCAAGAAUCUCUAUUUCUCAAAACAGCCGAAAGGCCUCGACCAAUACCAUUGCACAACCGCGCCCUGGACAAUAUCAUGCAACAGCAGACAGCUAAUGUUAACCCUUUUACACCAGAUAGUCUCCUAGCACAUAAUAAGAAACGUUGUCGUACUCAAUUCGGUCGUGAAAACCUUAGCAAUCGUUCAUUGCAAAUGUUUCUAAAUAGUGAUGACGAUGUAGUUAACGAUAGUGAGCAGUCCGCAGAAAUGCAAGCCCCAAAAAGAUUAGCCCUGCAGGACACUAACAUCAGUAGAUAUAAAAAGGAGUUUAUUGAAUUAUCAGUUAUUGGAAUCGGAGAAUUCGGAAUGGUGUAUCAAUGUUUGAAUCGACUGGACGGUUGUAUUUAUGCUAUUAAAAAGAGCAUAAAACCUGUGGCUGGAAGUUCUUUUGAAAAGCAAGCCCUCAACGAGGUAUGGGCUCACGCAGUUUUGGGAAAGCAUGAUAAUGUUGUACGUUAUUAUUCGGCUUGGGCAGAAGAUAAUCAUAUGCUUAUACAAAAUGAGUAUUGCAAUGGCGGUAGUCUGCAAUCCUUACUUCAGAAACGAUUUUUAGUUGAAUCAGAACUAAGAAUACUUCUUUUGCACGUAGCGGAAGGAUUGCGUUACAUACAUUCCAAUGAUUUAGUCCACAUGGAUUUAAAGGCGGGAAAUAUUUUCCUAACAAAAGUUCCUUCGCUACACAAGACGGUAAUGCCUCCACUCACCAAAGAAUGUUAUGAGACGGGAAUGGAUGGAAUUUACGAAGAAUUAAGUAAUUCUGAAUGGCUAAUAACAUACAAAAUAGGUGAUUUGGGGCAUGUGACUUCAGUUAACGAACCUUGCGUUGAAGAAGGUGACUGCCGUUAUCUCCCAAAAGAAAUACUCGACGAUGAUUUCUCAAAUUUGUUUAAAGCUGAUAUAUUUUCACUGGGCUUAACGCUCUACGAAGCUGCCGGCGGUGGCCCUCUGCCGAAAAACGGACCAGAGUGGCAUAAUUUAAGAGACAACAAUGUUCCCGAUAUCCCAACACUUAGUCGAGAGUUUAAUGACCUUAUAAAACUUAUGACCCACUCCGAUCCGAAACAGAGACCAUCUUCCACUUCAAUAUUCAAUCAUCCAGUAUUAAAUUCAUUGGAAUCAAAGAGCAAAGCUCAACUUAGUCAGGAAUUAUUAAUCGAGAAACGUAAAAAUGAAAUCCUUUUACGAAAGCUAAGAGAGGCGCGUAAAACUAUUAAAGCCUAUGAACAAAAUGCAAAAGGGCCAUCAUUUGACCUCAAUAGUCCUCAUAGGCUGUCGGAUCAACGCUGUCUCCGUUCCCUUACACGAAAAAAACCCAGCCCACCCAGUCUUAACACAAAAUUGAAAAGUUUACGAGACAGGAACAAAAAUGUUAUUAACAACUUUAAAUAUUGACUUAGCAUUGAUUUGGUUUCCCUUAAUCUGUAUUCGCGAAUUUUCAAUGACUUUAACUCUUAUCCCUUUUAAUGAGGGUACUUAUUAACAAGGUGAACACUAUUUUGAGAUUAAAAAUUUGUACAGUAAUGCACUGAGUGAGUUUUUGUUAACUGUGAGUUUUUCAUGGUGUAUGUUUAUAAUAUUUAAUGUAUUUUUAGCUUUCGAACAUUCAAAGAAAUAGUCUUGAUUUCUUUCUUUUAAUUUUGUUUUAUAGUAUUAUGACCAUUUAAAUGUAUUUGGCUUGGUUACGAACUGAAUUCCAAUGAAAACGAAUAUAAAAUAUUUACAAGCUCUGCACUCCAUUAAAUAACAAUAUGUAUGUAUUUAUUUUGCUCUAGAAAUACUUGAUUUGUUGUAUAACAAAAAAAUAUUUACAUACUACUACUAAUUAUACAAUCGAGUAUUCUCGCCUCUUUUAUACACCUACGACUGUUGUUAUAUUUGAA